CACUGUUUGGAUUUUUGGUCUGGUCCCACGUCAUCUGAAAAAGUUGUGAGAAAAAAACAAAUUACAACAUGGCAAGGCUCGUACUUCUCACAGCCUUGUGUCUGGUGCUUGUCCAGCUGGCGUACACAAGCAGAAUGGAGUGCUAUUUCACCAACUGGUCUCAGUACAGGCCUGGUGAAGGCAAAUACCUGCCACAAAACGUAGACCCCUUUCUGUGUACCAGUGUGAUCUAUGCCUUCUCCAUCAUCAAUCACGCCAACGAGCUGGUUACCUAUGAAUGGAACGACGAUGUUCUCUACAAGGCCUUCAACGACCUGAAGUUGAGGAAUCCUCACUUGAAGACUCUGCUGGCUGUCGGUGGCUGGAACUUUGGAUCCACUCAGUUUUCCAUCAUGGUGUCCACACCAGAAAACCGUCAGAAGUUCAUCCAGUCUUCAAUCAAAUUCCUGAGGCUGCAUGGAUUUGAUGGACUGGAUCUGGACUGGGAGUACCCAGGUUCCCGUGGAAGCCCCCCUGAAGAUAAGCAGAGGUUUACUCUUCUCUGCAGGGAACUUGUCAUAGCUUAUGCCGCAGAGGCUGCAGCCACAGGUAAGCCUCGGCUCAUGCUGACUGCUGCAGUGCCUGCUGGAAAGGGGACCAUCGAUGGUGGAUAUGAGAUCGCUGAGGUUGCCAGGGAACUGGACUUCCUCAAUGUCAUGACCUAUGACUUCCAUGGAACUUGGGAGCAGUUCACUGGCCAUAACAGCCCACUGUACCAAGGAUCUGAGGAUUCAGGCGACCUCAUCUAUUUCAAUACUGACUAUGCAAUGAGGUACUGGAGAGACAAUGGCACCCCAGUAGAGAAGCUGAGAAUGGGAUUCGCAGCGUACGGUCGUACCUUCCGCCUAACAUCGUCAAACACAGGUGUUGGAGCCCCUGCUAGUGGACCCGCUUCAGCCGGACCAUACACCCGUGAAGCUGGAUUCUGGUCCUACUAUGAAAUCUGCAACUUCGUGAAGGACACCACCAUCCAAUGGAUCAAUGACCAGAAAGUUCCAUAUGCAACUAAAAACAAUGAGUGGGUAGGAUUUGACAACAAGGACAGCUAUGCGAUCAAGGUCAACUACCUGCAGGAGCAGAAGUUUGGUGGAGCCUUUGUUUGGGCCCUUGAUUUAGAUGACUUUGCUGGAAAAUUCUGUGGAGAAGGAAGCCACCCUCUACUCUCCCAUCUCCACAAUCUUCUCAACAUCGAAUUUCCACCAAUGCCCUCGACCACCACCCCCAAGCCUGGCGCUAGCACUACGUCUCCAACCACCACCACCACCACCACCACACAUGCUCCGGGACCUGGCUUCUGCAACGGCAAGCCUGACGGUCUCUAUCCCCACCCCGACGACAAGAGCAAGUUCUACAUGUGCGCUGGAGGCAUCACCUAUGAGCGGGCCUGUGGAUCUGGAUCCAUCUUCGAUGACAGCUGCAAGUGCUGCGUUUGGCCUUGAGCUUUGAGUGGUAGCAAUGUAAAUUUUAGCUCAAACCAACAAUCAAAAAGACUGCAAAUCUCCUCUUUCAUGUACUUAUCUGUAUUAUAACCUGAUGCAGAAAAAGAAAAUGUAGUUUUGGGAAAAUAUGUAACCAGAAAUGAAAUUUGCUAACAAACAGCAAACAGAAACUACCUUGGCACCCCUGACUACAUUAUUGAGAGCUGUCAAAAUACAUGUUAUUGGAAAUAAAGUAAUCAAAACAUUA
Molecule: messenger RNA, 1725 nt
Organism: Gambusia affinis (western mosquitofish)
Lineage: Eukaryota; Metazoa; Chordata; Actinopteri; Cyprinodontiformes; Poeciliidae
Product: acidic mammalian chitinase-like
Exons: 12
Coding region: 69-1478 (469 amino acids)
Biological process (GO): chitin catabolic process; carbohydrate metabolic process
Cellular component (GO): extracellular region
Molecular function (GO): chitinase activity; chitin binding
Source: RefSeq, a predicted model, not a curated record